Molecule: messenger RNA, 618 nt
Organism: Pneumocystis jirovecii RU7
Lineage: Eukaryota; Fungi; Ascomycota; Pneumocystomycetes; Pneumocystales; Pneumocystaceae
Exons: 6
Coding region: 1-618 (205 amino acids)
Biological process (GO): mRNA splicing, via spliceosome
Cellular component (GO): U2 snRNP; precatalytic spliceosome; catalytic step 2 spliceosome
Molecular function (GO): RNA binding
Source: RefSeq, a predicted model, not a curated record
AUGAAUACAGUUCGAGAAAUAGCUCGUAUUAAUGCAGCUCAAAUUGGAGCAUCAGAAUCAGAAUCAUGGCAUGCACAAUAUAAAGAUAGUGCGUAUAUUUAUAUUGGAGGUUUACCAUAUGACUUGACAGAAGGGGAUAUUAUUUGUAUUUUUAGCCAAUAUGGAGAACCACUUGAUAUCAAUCUUAUUCGAGAUAAAAAAACAGGAAAAUCAAAAGGAUUUUGUUUUUUAAAGUAUGAAGACCAACGCUCGACAAUUCUUGCAGUUGACAAUCUUUCUGGGGCAAAGGUUCUUGGAAGGACGUUAAAAGUUGAUCAUGUUUUGAAUUAUAGACAUCCUAAGCAAGAUAGUGAUGAUGAACAGUCGGGGAAAAUGAUAGGAAUGAAUGCAGCACCUCCAAUUUUAGAAGAAGUUAUACAAGAAGAAAAAAAAGAAGAUUCAGAUGAAGAAUUUUCUAAAGGAAUUGAUCCAGAGGAUCCAUUACGUUCAUAUAUUAUAGAAAAGCGUCGUAAAGAAGCAAGAAGAUUAGAAAAAAAAAAAAAAAGACGUCAUUCAAAAGAUCAAGACCAAAAAACACAUAGAAGCGACCAAAAAGAUAAUUCUAAAAAAAAAACAUGA